AUGUCGAAUUUGGGUCGGAGCCGGGUCCGGGAGGACAGAUUUUACAGCCCACCGGCGAUGAGAAGGUACAAUCAGCAACAACAGAAACAUGUACAACAAGAAGAGCAGAAAGUACAACCCCAACGACAGCAAGAAAAGCAGCAACAAUCGGAGUCGUUGAUGAGUAGCAGCAGUAGUGUCGUGACAACUAAUUUGGAUCGGUUUAUGAAGCACACGACUCCAAUUGUCACUGCUCAACAUUUCCCUAAGACUAGCAUGAAGGGAUGGAGGAAUCAAGAUUCCAAUUACCACCCAUACUUCAUACUUGGUGAUCUUUGGGAAUCUUUAAAGGAAUGGAGUGCAUAUGGAGUUGGGGUUCCUCUUGUGUUAAAUGAAAGUGACUCUGUUGUUCAAUACUAUGUCCCAUUUCUAUCUGCUAUUCAACUCUAUGUAGAUCCAUCAUCACCUCUAACCACAACAAGAAGGCCAUUUGGUGAAAGUGACUCUGAUUCUUCAAGAGCUACAAGUAGUAAUAGCAGCUAUGAAAACAAUGUUGCAAAAAACUUCAAUAAACUCAUGAUUAGAAGUGAUAAUUUAGAGGAAAACGAGAUUAGAAACCCACCUGGGCUUUUAAUCUUUGAAUAUUUUGAACGUGCUUUACCAUAUCAUCGUGCGCCUUUAGCCGACAAGAUAUCAGAUCUUGCAUCAAAGUUUCCAGAAUUGAAAUCAUAUCGAAGCUGUGAUUUAACUCAAUCAAGUUGGGUGUCUGUUGCUUGGUAUCCUAUAUAUAGAAUCCCUGUGGGCCCAUCUUUACAAAAUCUUGAUGCGAGUUUCUUGACUUUUCAUUCUCUUUCAACACCAUUAAAAAGUGUGGAAGGUGAUAAGUCAAGUAUGAUUGAAGUUCAUGAUGUUGGGAUUUCAUUACCGAUUUUUGGGCUUGCUGUUUACAAGUUCAAGAGUUCUGAUUGGACACAAAGUGGGAUUCAUGGAGCUGAAAAAGUCGAUUCUUUGAUGCAUUCAACUGAGAAUUGGUUGAGGAGUUUGAAUGCGUAUCACCCGGAUUUUGUGUUUUUUAAAAAUCAUGACUUUUGGAGGAAAUGA
Lactuca saligna is the source of this 1080-nucleotide messenger RNA. The record is from the annotation of a GenBank genome assembly. Lineage: Eukaryota; Viridiplantae; Streptophyta; Magnoliopsida; Asterales; Asteraceae.